AUGUGUCCAAGGUACAUUGACGAUGCCCAAGAGGUUGAUUUCAUCCGUAAGACUGCAGUAAUUGACAGAGAGGUCCAUCGUUUGAAUGGAGACAUCGCGGGACUGCAGGAGACGCGGCUUCCAGACGCGGGCUCUGUCAGGGAGGAUAAUUACACAUUCUUCUGGCAGGGGAAGUCUCAAGACGAGCCAAGACUUCAUGGCGUAGGAUUAGCUGUUAAAAACGCCCUCCUGGACUGUACUGUGCCACCAUGCGGUGGAACAGAGCGAAUUAUUGAUUUGAAAAUAUGCUCCUCAAGUGGCACUGUCAACAUCCUAAAUGUGUACGCUCCUACCUUAUCAUCCAGCAUGGAAGAGAAGGAUCUGUUUUAUGACUUACUCAGUGACAGAAUAGCCAAGGUACCUAGCACCGAGACACUGUAUAUUCUAGGGGACUUUAAUGCUAGAUUUGAAUCAGAUAACGACAUAUGGCCGAAUUGCCUGGGACAUCAUGGGGUGGGAAAAAUGAAUGAAAAUGGCCAGAGACUGCUUGAAGUUUGCUACUUUUAUGGACUCUGUAUCACAAACACAUAUCUCCAGCUUAAGGAUCAGGACAAGGUGUCUUGGAGACACCCGCGCUCUCAUCACUGGCAUCAACUUGACUUAGUCAUAGCUAGGCGUACUGGUCUUAAAAAUGUGCUACUGACACGAAGUUACCAUAGUGCUGAUUGCAUCACAGGCCACGCCCUAGUGGCGUGCACAUUGAGGCUCACUCCUAAGAAAUGUCACCACGCUAAACCGAGAGGUCAUCCCCAUAUCAACACAGAUCAUGUUGAUGACACACAAAGAAAGCAGGAUUUUGCCAGUAUACAGAAAGCGGCCGACUCUGGGAAUGUUAAGGCAAUGUACGAUGGUAUUAAGAAAGCAGUUGGACCAACUGUCAGAAAAACAGCUCCUCUGAAGUCCAAGACGGGUGAAGUCAUUACUGAUGAAGGCAAACAAAUGGAACGCUGGGUUGAACACUACCUCGAGUUGUAUGCAGCCGAGAAUGAAGUUAGCAAGGAUGCAUGUGACGCCAUCAACUAA
Molecule: messenger RNA, 1062 nt
Organism: Schistocerca gregaria
Lineage: Eukaryota; Metazoa; Arthropoda; Insecta; Orthoptera; Acrididae
Product: craniofacial development protein 2-like
Exons: 2
Coding region: 1-1062 (353 amino acids)
Biological process (GO): chromatin remodeling
Cellular component (GO): nucleus
Molecular function (GO): catalytic activity
Source: RefSeq, a predicted model, not a curated record